GCGCGUGCGCGCGGCAGGCCGCACCCAAGGCGCAUGCGCAGCGGUCACUCCGGCUCUAUAUUUAGGGCCGCCAGCGAUCGCGGCCUUAGGCUGCUCGUGAACAAGGGCACUGAUCGGUUUAGCGCCCUCUGCUCGAGUGCCCACCGCCGCCUCGUCGAGAGCCCGCGCAGGAUCCAGGACACUUUGCAGACAUGGAGACUGUCGUUCGCCGAUGCCCAUUCUUAUCCCGUGUCCCUCAGGCCUUUCUGCAGAAGGCAGGAAAGUCUCUGUUGUUCUAUGCUCAAAACUGCCCCAAGAUGAUGGAAGUGGGGGCCAAGCCAGCUCCUCGAACCCUGUCCACUUCAGCAGUCCACUGCCAGCAGGUCAAAGAAACCCCUCCAGCCAAUGAGAAAGAGAAAACUGCCAAAGCCGCAGUCCAGCAGGCUCCUGACGAGUCCCAGAUGGCACAGACUCCAGACGGCACACAGCUCCCGUCUGGACACCCAUCACCCACUACAAGCCAGGGCUCUGGGAGCAAGUGCCCUUUCCUGGCGGCACAGCUGAGCCAGACAGGCAGCAGCGUCUUCCGAAAGGCCAGUCUGGAGCUUCAGGAGGAUGUGCAGGAAAUGCAUGCUGUGAGGAAAGAGGUUGCUCAAAGUCCUGUGCCCCCCAGCGUGGUCAGUGUGAAAACAGACAGAGAGGAUCCAAGUGGACUGCUGAAGAACUUCCAGGAUAUCAUGCGAAAGCAAAGGCCGGAAAGAGUGUCUCAUCUUCUUCAGGAUAACUUGCCAAAGUCUGUUUCCACUUUUCAAUAUGAUCGUUUCUUUGAGAAGAAAAUUGACGAGAAAAAAAAUGACCAUACCUACCGAGUUUUUAAAACGGUGAACCGGAGAGCACAAAUCUUCCCCAUGGCAGAUGACUACACGGACUCCCUCGUCACCAAAAAGCAGGUGUCGGUGUGGUGCAGUAACGACUACCUGGGCAUGAGUCGGCACCCACGGGUGUGCGGGGCCGUCAUAGACACUGUGAAACAGCAUGGUGCCGGAGCUGGUGGAACUAGGAAUAUUUCUGGAACGAGCAAGUUCCACGUAGAGCUGGAGCAGUCGCUGGCCGACCUCCAUGGCAAAGAUGCGGCUCUCUUGUUCUCUUCCUGCUUUGUGGCUAACGACUCCACCCUCUUCACCCUGGCUAAGAUGAUGCCAGGCUGUGAAAUUUACUCUGAUUCCGGGAACCAUGCCUCCAUGAUCCAAGGGAUUCGCAACAGUCGAGUGCCAAAGUAUAUCUUCCGCCACAAUGAUGUCAGCCAUCUCAGAGAACUCCUGCAGAGGUCUGACCCCUCCGUCCCCAAGAUAGUAGCAUUUGAAACUGUCCAUUCAAUGGAUGGCGCAGUGUGCCCACUGGAAGAGCUGUGUGAUGUGGCCCAUGAGUUUGGGGCAAUCACGUUUGUGGAUGAGGUCCAUGCAGUGGGGCUGUAUGGGGCUCGAGGUGGAGGGAUUGGUGAUCGGGAUGGAGUCAUGCCAAAAAUGGACAUCAUUUCUGGGACGCUUGGUAAAGCAUUUGGCUGCGUUGGAGGAUACAUUGCCAGCACAAGUUUGUUGAUCGACACCGUCCGGUCCUAUGCCGCGGGCUUCAUCUUCACCACCUCGCUGCCACCAAUGCUGCUGGCUGGAGCCCUGGAGUCUGUGAGGAUCCUGAAGAGCAGUGAGGGGCGUGCCCUUCGCCGCCAGCAUCAACGCAAUGUCAAGCUUAUGAGGCAGAUGCUAAUGGAUGCUGGCCUCCCAGUCAUCCACUGUCCCAGUCACAUCAUCCCUGUGCGGGUUGCCGAUGCUGCUAAAAACACAGAAAUCUGUGAUGAGUUGAUGACCAGGCAUAAUAUCUACGUCCAGGCCAUUAAUUACCCGACAGUGCCUCGUGGGGAGGAGCUUCUGCGGAUCGCCCCCACCCCACAUCACACCCCACAGAUGAUGAACUUCUUCCUGGAGAAGCUCUUGGUCACAUGGAAGCGAGUUGGGCUGGAACUGAAGCCACAUUCAUCAGCUGAAUGCAACUUCUGCAGAAGGCCCUUGCACUUUGAAGUGAUGAGCGAAAGAGAGAAAGCCUAUUUCUCAGGCAUGAGCAAGAUGGUGUCUGUCCAGGCCUGACUGUGACUCGGUUAUUCACAAACCCCAGGCCAUUACCAUACCCAAAUAGUAGCCAGAAUUGUCUUUAUAUGUGAAAUAAAUUAUAUAUUAAAUCUUAAUCUAUAGUAAAAUCA
Grammomys surdaster is the source of this 2233-nucleotide messenger RNA. It is a transcript of the gene Alas1, whose product is annotated as 5'-aminolevulinate synthase 1. Lineage: Eukaryota; Metazoa; Chordata; Mammalia; Rodentia; Muridae. Gene Ontology annotation, biological process: heme biosynthetic process; erythrocyte development; hemoglobin biosynthetic process. Gene Ontology annotation, molecular function: 5-aminolevulinate synthase activity; pyridoxal phosphate binding. The record is from RefSeq and is a predicted model, not a curated record. The transcript has 11 exons. Bases 192 to 2120 code for a protein of 642 amino acids. Gene Ontology annotation, cellular component: mitochondrion; mitochondrial matrix.